AUGGAGCAAACAAAGCCAAAAGUCAACACGCCCGUCGUUGCCACAUCACAGGGUGCAAGCGACUCUCCUUGCCACGCUGCAACCAAUGACCCUGUCAGAAAGAGCAACGCAAGCGGUUAUGAGGACAUGAGGCAGUCCGCGCCUGCUGAUCAAGAAGCCGAGAGACAGCAUGAGGCUGUUGAAGCGUUGAACAAUACAAGCUCACCACCCCGGUGGAUCGUCAGUGGUCCUUCUCCACCACCCGCGGAUGCUGAGCCAGCUCUCGAAAAUGAGUAUGGCGGCGAAUCAUCUGGCUCCACGCAGCUUAAGCCAAGAGCGUUUUCGAGCGACUCAGAUGUCAGCUUUCUGAUGCUGGCACCACAUCCAGCUAACAACAUGCCGACCGCCGCCUUUCCACAACCUCCCACUCGGUCAAAUCUCCUGGCCCCACCGCCACCCGGAAACGUUCACGCGUCUGCUGCAAGCACAAGCACAGAUGUGGACGGGCCUUCUGGAACGAACAUACCUUACGGCCUGCGACCUACCGAGCACGAUACGCCCCACGUACCACAUCCGCUCGAUGGCCCACGACACGAAUCGCGAUGCGGCAUCGUUGACAACAGCGACUUUGCCGAACGUUGUUCAAAGUACGGGCAGUGGCUUAUUGAUCGUCCGGCCGAUCCGCACACCGCCGCCAAGAUUGGACACGGAGCUGGCGUGGCGUUCACAUUCUUCGAAGCUGAGUUCCUAGACUUUCCGGGCGUGAAAGCCAUCAAGAUUGUCCAUCCUCUUUGUGAGGUACAGCUGAGGAGUAUUGAUUGGGACACUUUACGAGCGGUUGCGUUCCAUCUACGCCAGUACGUUGGCAAGCGAGCAGUGUCAACCUCGAAAAGGAAUGCAGCCGUACAGAAAGCCGAGAGUUCAAGUGUAGCGAUGGUGGAGCGGGAGAUUGAAGCUAGAAGGUGGGAGAAGAAGAGAGCAGCGGAUCACUCCAGCUCUGAAAGUCUCAGUACAAUGAGUGGGACGCCUCGAGACGAGCGCCCACCUCAGGACCAACAUACGCCCGCUCCACUGCAGCGCAAAGACUCACCGAUCAUGCAUGCGUCCUCUAUGCCUCGUGGAAUCGCAACUCCCCCUAGCAGAAUGAAUAGACCCGAGUUCAACACUCGGCGCUGUCAACGUCUGACCAGGAUUCUGGCUGAACCCGAGGCGGAUGACGUCGCAAACACUCAGUCCCAGGACGAGCAUAGCGAGAGCAGUCCUGUCUAA
This is a messenger RNA of Ramularia collo-cygni, 1248 nucleotides long. RefSeq lists its product as uncharacterized. Lineage: Eukaryota; Fungi; Ascomycota; Dothideomycetes; Mycosphaerellales; Mycosphaerellaceae. The transcript has a single exon. The coding region runs from base 1 to 1248 and encodes 415 amino acids. The record is from RefSeq and is a predicted model, not a curated record.